Messenger RNA from Striga asiatica, 816 nucleotides. Lineage: Eukaryota; Viridiplantae; Streptophyta; Magnoliopsida; Lamiales; Orobanchaceae. The record is from the annotation of a GenBank genome assembly.
AUGGAAUUUGAGGAUCAAGAAGAUGAGCAGGAGGGCGAGAUGGGUUCCACGGGCCCGAGUUACGACGACUCACUGGUCAACUCAAACUCAACUCGCCCUCUCAAAACGCCGCCCUGCCCGUCGGAACCCCCGCCGCCGCCGCCGAGGAAGCUCCGCUACAGAGAGUGCCUUAAGAACCACGCCGUCGGAAUCGGCGGCCACGCCGUCGACGGCUGCGGCGAGUUCAUCCCCGCCGGAGACGAUGGCACGCUCGAGUCCCUCCGCUGCGCCGCCUGCAGUUGCCACCGCAACUUCCACCGGAAAGAGGCCGACCCCUCCUCAGGCGGCGGCGGCGCCGCCCCCCUCGCCUUCCACCCCCACCACCAGCAGCAGCUUCUCCUGACCCACAACCACCACCACCACCACCCCCACGGCCACUUUGGCUACCGGAGCCCCGGCGGGUACCUCCACGUGGCGGCGGUGCCGCCCCAGCGUCCGCCGCAGACGGCGGCCUUUCUGGCCCUCCCCUCCAGCUCCGGCGGCGGCGGCGGCGGCCAGACAGAGGAGAUGGAGGAUUAUUACUACUCCAACAACACCCACAACAACAAUUGUAAUAAUAAUCCGUUGAUUAGCAGCUCUGGAAAGAAAAGAUUCAGGACAAAAUUCACCCAAGAACAAAAGGACAAAAUGUUGAGUUUUGCAGAGCAUUUGGGGUGGAAAAUUCAGAAGCAAGAUGAGGAGAUUGUGCAGCAGUUUUGCAAUGAGGUGGGCAUUAAAAGGCACGUGCUUAAAGUCUGGAUGCACAACAACAAGCACACUCUUGGUAAGAAAACCUAG